Molecule: messenger RNA, 624 nt
Organism: Aspergillus pseudoviridinutans
Lineage: Eukaryota; Fungi; Ascomycota; Eurotiomycetes; Eurotiales; Aspergillaceae
Exons: 1
Coding region: 1-624 (207 amino acids)
Source: RefSeq, a predicted model, not a curated record
AUGGCGAUUUAUGGCCUGACAAAAUCUUUGGUUAAUGACGAAAAUGAUCCAAAAAUUAUGGUUUGGACAAAGCUUCAAGUGCCCUGUGGGGAGGGGUUAGAUACCAUGAGUUAUGAGCUCGGAAGCCAGGAUCGACAAGGCCGCCUCGCCGUCUUCCUUACCGACUCCAACUGGAUGAACGGGGCCAUCGUGAAGGGCUCUUUCCCAAUUCGGACAUCUCGGUGGGAUAAUCUGGAGCCUGGCGACGAGCAGCUGGUGUAUCUGAAAGAGCUGGGAAUGCUCUUCAGCUAUUGGAACUAUCCCGAGGUGUGGCAGUCGUUCUGUGACAGCUACAAUGGGAUACGCGACGUGCUGCUUCAGUUUGACAACUGGUACACUGCCAACCGGGGGCCGAGCGAUCUAGUUGGGGAGUGGAAGAAGUUCAAUCAGCUCGAACUGAAGCGGAUUGUCGAGAAAGGGAAGGCAUCGGCGCAAUAUCUUAAGGAAAGUCGUAAGCCGGUGCCGAGCUUCUGGGGGUGGUGGUGGACGCUCAAAUGGCAGGAACUGUUCACCUAUUUCCCGGGGAACCUCCUGUAUCAGUUUGGUACGAUCAAGCUAAAUCAGACCUGCAUGAAUUUGCAGUAG